UGCUACUUGGUGGUAUUUACAAAAGGUGUCUCACGAUGACAACUUGCCUGCUCUGUUUUUGUAGCAACCUCAGAAAGCAAAUUUUAUUUAUUUUUUGAUAAUUAAUUUUGCGCAUUGAAGCGUUACGUAUUACGUAUAGCCGGGAUGAAGACGAGACCGCGCGUUUCACCACAAAAACCCAAAAACCCCGAAGCUAUGCUAAUAAGUCUAUUCUAAUAAUGAAGACAGUAAUCACUGCAGGAUAACGGGACUGGUUUGUGAUUCAAGUGUGAGGUAGUGCGGCUCACUGCCUGGCUAAUGAAAUGUAACUUUUGUGAUGCAGUUUAGAAAGCGGGGCUAUAAAGGUUGCUUCUUCCUGAAGAGAAACUAAUUCGCAUUAAUAAUUGAAGAUGAAAAUGGCGAAAACUCCAUUGGACAGCUCCACAGCUUUACCCACAGAGCGCGGGUGCCCAUACACGUCAGCACAGAUGAUAAACAACGGGUCUAUUCAUGUUUUACACCGCAGAGGUAAAUUUGGAGUCUGAUUUUAGUUAUGGCUCUGAAAUCCAGGAGACCGUGGACAACUCUGUUUUUUGGCAUCUUUGUUGGGUUCACUGCGUCCACAUGGCUCAUUGUGCCACAGGUUUUGGACAAUAAACGUAGGAAGCCCUCUGUAUGUUCAUACUAUGGAGAUGUCUCCGUUGGAAAAACACCGGCGGUACAGGGGGACCCCGCGUUUACGACUGACCGUGGCAGCUCCCAGAUACCCUCACAAGCGGACAAAUUGUCCAACACUGAGCGGAGUGGUCAGAACAACGGGACCAUCAGUCGGCCCAGACUAUUCCUCUACGUUGGUGUCAUGACUGCCAAAAAGUACCUGACGUAUCGGGCAGUGGCUGCUUACAAAACCUGGGCACACUCCAUUCCCGGGAAGGUGGAGUUUUUCUCCAGCGCUGGCUCAGACAAGGUCCCUAUGCCCGUCCCCGUCCCUGUGAUCUCACUGACAGGUGUGGAUGACUCCUACCCUCCACAGAAGAAAUCAUUUAUGAUGCUCAAAUACAUCCAUGACCACUACCUGGAUAAGUACGAGUGGUUCAUGCGGGCUGAUGAUGAUGUCUACAUAAGAGGUGAAAAGUUGGAGUCCUUUCUCCGGUCUCUGAACAGCAGUAAACCGCUGUACCUUGGUCAGACAGGCCUGGGCAUGGCAGAGGAGUUAGGCAGGUUGGCCCUUGAACCUGGAGAGAACUUCUGUAUGGGGGGUCCUGGGAUGAUCUUCAGUCGAGAGGUGCUACGCAGGAUGGUUCCUCACAUUGGCACAUGUCUCAGAGAGAUGUACACCACACACGAGGAUGUGGAGGUGGGACGCUGUGUGCGGAGAUUUGGAGGGACACAGUGUGUGUGGUCUUAUGAGAUGCAGCAACUCUUCUAUGAGAACUAUGAACACAAAAAAGGUUUUAUCGAAGAACUUCACAGCCCAAAGAUCCAUAAUGCUAUCACGCUUCACCCAAACAAACGGCCUGCAUACCAGUACAGACUCCACAACUUCAUGUUGAGCCGUGAGAUUUCCAGACUUCGUUAUCGCAGCAUCCUGCUUCAUCGUGAAGCACUAAUCAUGAGCCAAGCCAGUGACACACAGAUGUUAUGGGAGGAUCAACAGCUGGGUGCUCUACCUUCAUACAUGCGCUUCCAGCCCAGUGAUAGAAAUGAUGUGAUUGAGUGGGAUUUCCUGACUGGCCGCCAUAUUUACUCUGCAGUAGAAAACAAGAUGGCGAGACAAAGCCUUGGAAAUUCUCUUCGAACUGCAUUAGAAGAUAUUAUUAUGCAAGUCAUGGAAAUGAUAAAUGAGAAUUCAAAAACACGCGGCCGUGUUAUUGACUUUAAAGAGGUGCAGUAUGGUUAUUACCGAGUAGAUCCAAUGCAUGGUGCUGAAUACAUAUUAGAUCUACUGCUUUUGUACAAAAAGCAUAAAGGACGUAAGAUAACAGUGCCUGUGAGGCGGCAUGCUUAUCUGCAGCAGUCCUUCAGCCAGCCUUUUGUCACUGAGACUGAAGAGUUGGAUGUGAAUGAACUUGUGGCUGCCAUAAACUCUGAGUCACAGAGUUUUUUGUCAAACUCUCUGAAGUUCUUGUCUUUUCAGUUUUAUGAGCCGACCAAGGAGAUGUGGGACCAAAGUCAGAAGAAAGUCCACAUCCUUGUACCACUGUCAGGUCGUUAUGAAAUAUUUGUGCGCUUUAUGGACAACUUUGAAAAAGUUUGUUUGAUUCCUAAACAAAAUGUAAAACUCUCCAUAAUUCUAGUUGAAAAUGAAAACAGUCAACUGAAAGGGAAGCAUGCUCAGUUAAUUGAAGACUACAGCAAAAAGUACCCAAGAGCAGACCUCACUGUUAUUCCUAUGACUGGAAACUUCUCAAGAGGACUUGCUUUGGAGAUCGGCUCCGCUUUGCUCGACAAUGACACUCUCCUCUUCUUCUGUGAUGUUGAUCUUAUUUUUACAGCUGAUGCCGUGCAACGAUGCAGAGAGAAUACUGUUCAGGGUGUACAAGUAUAUUUUCCCAUAGUUUUUAGCCAGUACAACCCUAAAAUAGUUUAUGCAGAAAACAAUCCAAGAGAUAACAAAUUUGUGAUCACUAAAAAAAGUGGGUUCUGGCGUGAUUAUGGUUUUGGAAUCACUUGUAUUUUUAAAAGUGAUUUGAUAAAAGCAGGAGGUUUUGAUACCUCCAUUUUGGGAUGGGGCUUGGAGGAUGUAGAUUUAUACACUAAAAUGAUUAAUUCUGGUUUAAAAGUUUUGCGCAGCCAAGAACCAGGAAUUGUGCAUAUUUAUCAUCCUGUUCACUGUAAUGCCAGUCUGGAGCAAAAACAAUUCAAAAUGUGCCUUGGGUCCAGAGCGAGUACAUAUGCUUCAACAAUGCAGCUGGCUGAGCUGUGGCUUGAAAAACACAUGGAGGGCUUUAACAGGACCAUAUCAUAAUGAUUACUACUUCGCAGUUUACCUCAGUUUGCUGUUCUGGAAAUUAAAAUAUCAAAAUUAAAAUAAGAAUACAUUUAAAAAAAUAUUUAUUUACUUUACAAUUUGCAAUUAUGUUAUAAGUGAGUAGAAUCUCAAAGUAAAUAAACCGUUCACAGAUUUAUUAAGCUACCUCUUUUCUUUUUCACUGCCCUUUGCUAAAUACAACACAUGCUGGAAUAAUAUAUUUUUUAAAUUUGAUAUAGUAGUAAUUGACGCGGAUCAUUUUCCACAGAUUUGCAAAAUAACUUACCCAGUGUCACACUGGUCGGUACUUUUUAAGGAAUAAUCAUUUGCAUAUUUUUUAUUAUGGACUGAUUUAUGAUGAUGUUUUGUAGGCCUAUAGCCCACAACAUAAUUGUGAGUUCUAUGAUGUAGUGGACUACCACUGUACUGUGUACCACAUGUCCAGCUACAUUGUCAAAAAUGUUCAUUAAAAUGUAUUCUGGCAAUAAUUUUAAAUAAAUAUAAAUAAAUGUAUGCAUGUAUGUAUGCAUGUAUGUAUUUAUGUGUAUGCUAACUA
Messenger RNA from Boleophthalmus pectinirostris (great blue-spotted mudskipper), 3506 nucleotides. It is a transcript of the gene chsy3, whose product is annotated as chondroitin sulfate synthase 3. The coding region runs from base 533 to 2947 and encodes 804 amino acids. Gene Ontology annotation, molecular function: glucuronosyl-N-acetylgalactosaminyl-proteoglycan 4-beta-N-acetylgalactosaminyltransferase activity. Gene Ontology annotation, cellular component: Golgi cisterna membrane. The transcript is spliced from 3 exons. Lineage: Eukaryota; Metazoa; Chordata; Actinopteri; Gobiiformes; Gobiidae. The record is from RefSeq and is a predicted model, not a curated record.